AUGAGUAACAAUAAUAAUGGAUUGAAUGAUUUGGAGUUAUUGAGACUAAUUCAGUAAGAAUUUCAAUAGGAAAAAUCACCUGUUUAUGAUCAAAUUAGUGAGUAAUAUUCUUCAGUUAGUGAUGACGAAGAGAUAAUUAUAAGAGAUCCAUCAUCUUAAAUAACUGAUGAGUCCUCAUUAUCACAACAAUAAGAAAAGAAAAAAAGUAGAUGGAAAUAUUGUUGUUAAUAAUGCACUAAAUCUGACAAAGGUUCCAUUAAACCUAAAACUUGCGUUUGUAUUGUACCUGCUUCAUAGAGAAGAAUUUAAAUUGGUGAAUAGGGAUGUUUAUCUUGCCAUUGUACAGGAUGUUCUAUUGAGGAUGAAAAGAAAAAAUAAAAAAAAAUAAAAAAGAAGAGAAAAUCUUCUUCAGAUUCAAGCUCAGACGAUUCUUCAGAUUUCAAAACUGUGAAUGGAUGCUGUAAGAAAUGUAUGAAGGCAUUCUCUAAAAAAGGGAAAGAAGCUAAAUCAUGUUUAUGCCAGGUUCCAAGGGCUGUCAGAAAGAAACCUCUUCCUCCUCAUGGUUGUCAGUAUUGCGGAUGUCAUGGAUGCAAUCCAGAGGAUAAGAAAAAAGAGAAGCCUAAAAAAAAUAGUCGAUAAUUAUCUCCUGUGUCUAGCGAUUUGAAUGAACAGAAUCUUAAUAACUUUUAAAAUGCUCGUAAUAUUGGGUUAUGA
Molecule: messenger RNA, 714 nt
Organism: Paramecium tetraurelia
Lineage: Eukaryota; Ciliophora; Oligohymenophorea; Peniculida; Parameciidae
Exons: 4
Source: RefSeq, a predicted model, not a curated record